Molecule: messenger RNA, 4709 nt
Organism: Zerene cesonia (dogface butterfly)
Lineage: Eukaryota; Metazoa; Arthropoda; Insecta; Lepidoptera; Pieridae
Gene: FoxP
Product: forkhead box protein P1
Exons: 18
Coding region: 823-2700 (625 amino acids)
Biological process (GO): regulation of transcription by RNA polymerase II
Cellular component (GO): nucleus
Molecular function (GO): DNA-binding transcription factor activity, RNA polymerase II-specific; RNA polymerase II cis-regulatory region sequence-specific DNA binding
Source: RefSeq, a predicted model, not a curated record
GCACACACAGACGCGCACGCACACGCGGCCGCGCCCGUCGCGUAUUUAGGUAUAUUGUUGUUUAUUUUAUUCGGCGCUAUGCUCUACCACGGGCCGAGCCUUUCGACUCAGUUUUAACGCGCACGGUUUAUGAAACGACAACUGUGCUAUGUUCGCUCGCUAAUUAUUCAUAUCGUAAUUCGUAGCCGCUUGUCGCGGCGAAAAUAGCAACAAUACCGCGGUUUUAUUAAUUCGAACACAAUAUAUUUUUUACGCGCCCGGCUCUUGUGUCUCCGCGAAUCUUAAUGGCAGUUAAUCAUAGUUUAUUUUUAACCCAACGUGUGUUAAUAAUUGUGUUGGGGCCUCUGUUUCGUUCUAGUAUUUGAUUGAAUCGCGUUUGCGGAAGCGAUUUGGUGCGUAAAAAAUUUGCGAACGCCGAGUUUGUUCACCUACAGACCCAGUUACAGAGAUAAAGUUUAUAGAUUAAAUACUUUUUGGUUGGCGACAAUUGGCGCGAAAGAUUCAAAAGUUCCGAUUUUGAAAACAUUGGCGGGAGCGCGGUGCGGUGGAAGCGGGACGAAAUUUUGAAAAGUGUUGAGCAUACAUGAAAUGCCACGAGUGUUUUUUUAACGCGUUUUCGAGGCUAAGCGCUAGUUGUUUGAACAAGUGUGUUUUCUAAUGGAUUUAUUUUGAGAUUGUAUUCAAAACAUUGGACCCGUAUCGCUUCAGUCAUUUCAAGAGAACGACCAAGGUGUGCCGCCGGGUGCCGUAUGUGGUCACUGACUUUUAAUAUUGUAUAUUGACUAUUGCUGUGUAGUGACUCAUAUUAUUUGUGAUAUCUGGAUGUGUCUCCAGCGAGAUGAAGACGAUAAUCAAAAAAUAGAUGAAACGAGACCAAUGGUGCAACUACCUCUUCUGGGUCCGGAGCCAGCUCUAAACUCAAGCCCAGGUGGUGCUGCGAAGCCGCCGCCACUCAACUCCUUCGAGCUGGACCGCUGUUUGGACAGAGACGAGUCCGGGAGGUGGGGCGACGCGGCGCGGCGUCGCCGGCGCAGCUCGCCCCCCCGCCGCUCACCCCCGCGGGAAAAUGAGCCGCUUUCACUUGCUAGGGCCUCCGCCCCCACAUCCCCAACCGGCGGUUCUACUCAAUCGAGCCCUGCGCCCGCGUCCCCCGCCGGCAGUAGUACUGCGCCCCGCUCCCCGCUGCCGCUUGUGGCGCCCGACCUGCUGGCGAUGCAGCUACUCGACCAGCACUCGCAACUCCAGGCACUGAUGAAGCAGCGGUUGUUCCAUCAGCACCAUAUGCAAAAACAGCACAUGUCGUCCGAGGCGGCCAAGCGCUUGGAGCAGUCUCGGUUGCAAGACCAGAUCAAUCUCAACCUGCUCUCACAGUCCCACCUCCAGCCUCCAGAUAGUUCACCAGGGUCUCUCCAGCAACAGCUGGGAGCUCAACAGCAACAGCUGGUGCAGCAGCUGCAAGCUGUGCAGCGUCAGUACUUGAUGCAUGCACCUCUUUCUGUACCGCCAAAUGCGCCGCCCGGUUUAAUGCUAUGGGGUAGUGAAAUAGAAGAGCACCCUCUAUACGGGAGGGGUGUUUGCAAGUGGCCCGGCUGUGACGCUCUGGCCGAAGAUUUCCAAGCGUUUUUAAAGCACCUGGAAGCAGCGCACACGCUGGACGACCGGUCCGCCGCGCAGGCCCGCGUCCAGAUGCAGGUGGUGGCCCAGCUGGAGCUGCAGCUGCGCCGCGAGCGCGACCGCCUCGCCGCCAUGAUGCGACACCUCCAUGCUGCGAGGGACUCGCAUCAUCAUAAGAUGCCGCAUGGGGGUGCUAAUGAAGGAGCUUCCCCCGGCCCGGUGCGGCGUCGUGUGUCUGAUAAAUCCGGUGUAGCCAUAGCUGGAGAAAUACAAAGGAAUCGCGAGUUUUAUAAGAGCGCUGAUGUGCGUCCGCCUUUUACCUAUGCAUCGCUGAUUCGUCAGGCCAUUAUAGAAUCUCCAGACAAGCAGCUCACCUUAAACGAGAUUUACAACUGGUUCCAGACCACUUUCUGCUACUUUAGACGUAACGCUGCUACUUGGAAGAAUGCAAUCCGGACGAACCUGUCUCUACACAAAUGUUUCGUGCGCUACGAGGAUGACUUCGGUUCCUUUUGGAUGGUGGAUGAUGCCGAAUUCGUGAAGAGACGGCAUCUAAGUCGAGGGCGGCCCAGGAAAUACGAACCGGCGCCUCCCGGACCCAACGCUCCACAGUUUAUGGGUGCUCAAAGUCCACCAAUGAUGACGAGCCCUCAUGGCUAUAGUGAGGCUUUGAAACGAAACCUACAGGGUAUGAUGGAAGAUUGCAACCUAGCAUAUAUGUCUACAGAUGAUCACUUGAUGCAGACGGAAGAUUAUCAAUCUUCACAUGAGGAUUAUAGCCGACCUCCAAUAAUGAACGGAUAUGGUAACAGCAGUUCGUCGCACGACGUUAAGGCCGAGGAUCUCAGCGGCAAUGAGGCGCAAGACAUAAAGCCUAAUAUUUAUGCGCUCAAGAAUGAGAUGCAGGCGUCGGAUUAUACUAAUAAAGGUGACUACUCAAAUUCUACUAAAGAAACAUCAAGCAACCGCUCUAGCGACACCAGUCCAUACAACGAGUAUCGUCCCGAAGACAGAUACCGCGCUCUUUCGCAUAUCAAGGACGAAGCAGAAAACCUUUCGCUCAACGAACAGAGGAAUGACAAAUAGACAGACAAACAAAUAGAGAAACAAACAAACAGACAAACAGAGAAAGGACAAAUAAACAAACAAAGAAACAAGAAAUAAAGAGAGAUCCAAACAGAAAGAGACACGAAGAAAAAGGCGAGUAACAACUAAGAUUCGGGAGAUUUAAUUUGGAAUACCUCCCCAAAAUUUCCAAGUGAGAAACCAUCGAAUUGAAUUUUUAAGAGAAUUUAUGGGCAGAAUUCGAUUUUUUUUAGGAAAUUUGAAUUUGUAAGCAAUUUCUCGAUUAUAACGGUGUAGUAAUAUAUCACAUACAUUUACGGGUGUAGUUGAUUCGCGUUAGACCACGGUGUAAAUGUGUUCACAUAAUUACGAAUGCGGUUAAGAUAACCAAAAAUAUUUCUUUUCGCCCGGUUUUAACGGGACAUCGAGUAUUAUAGUUUUAUUUCUAUUAAGUUUUUAGCUAUUUUGAAUUGUUAGUUGUUAGACUAGGGAUCGAAUUGGGACAAUCGUCGCGCUACCCUAAAAGGUUCAUAUCAAUAUUGAAAUAUUUAAAAGUAUUUAAUCAUUAUUUGUAACAAGUAAGAACAAUAAGUAGUUGUAAUCGUAAGUUUAGUACAUUCACGCAUAGCGUUUUGGUUCGUUUUAAAAGUUAGACGCAUUCCUUGUUAGAUGUUUAGUACUAAGAUACUACAAGCGACAGUUUAAGUCGCAAGUAUAAUGCCGUACUUUCAUACUAACAAGGAAUAUGGAUCUCAAAUCUUUACAAUAGUUCAAUUAAUAUAACAUUUGAUACUUUUCAUCGUAUACGGAAUUGAUAAAUGAUCUGACAUUUUUUUUAUUUUUAUUUUAUUUUGUAAGUGUGCCAUAGUGUUGCCGUGGUACUGUUUAAAAUAUUUUGUGAUUUUUUUUUGUUUUUUUUUUUUGCUGUUAAUUAUAUAGGGUGUAAAUAUUUAUCGUGAUGCGAUGUAUAUUAAGUGAUAAGUUAAGUUCAUAUAAGCGUUUACUUAACAUUUAAUGCAUAUUAAAUCGUUCAUGUUGUAGAGAAAUUUAGGAAUUUAGUAAAAUUAGUGAUGUGCGAUAUGUUUUAUUUUUUGUGCAUUUUUUGGUUUGAAGUGCAUUUAUAAUGGUAUUUCUGAAUAUUAAAUUAUAAAGAGGGUGUAAAUCAUAUCACAGUGUAUAGUUGUAAUAGUAGAACAGCUUUGAAGGCAUUUAAAGUAGAGAUUUGAUAUAGCACAAAGUUUUCACCAUUGAUUAAAUAUAAUAAUUAUUAUUACAUAUUUAUAGUACAUGACGAUUUUUGGCUUUCACUUUCAAACAAUUUUAAAUAUGUUUAUUUUUGUAUGUCACUAAAAAUCAACAAAGCGCACACUUGUAAAAAUAAAAAUUUUACAGUUUUUUUACAAAAUGUAUUUACAUAAAUGUGUGUUAAUUUUUUAUAGAAGUCAGGAAGUUAUGUUAAUGACUGAAUUUAUUCUGAUAUUUGUAUUGUAAAGGAACAGAUAAGUAUACAAAAAUUAAGUUUGUAUUUAGGUUUUUUACAAGAUAUGUGUUAUUGACAUUGCAAUUCGAUGUUUAAAUGAUUUUUUUUUUAAGAAAUCCUGAUUUUUUUUGUUGUUUUGUUCACUUAUGCACGUAACGUUCUGUAUUAUGUACCAAGGUAAACAUAAGAUUGUUUUUUUUUUAAGAUCCAAUUACACAAUUUGGCGGGAAAAGUGUGCGCCGUUUAUUUCAGUACAAAAAACGAUUAAAGAGGAAUUGAUUGCGUACAAUAUAAUAAUUUAGAUAAUUUAUUUACCACUCGAUUUAUUCCGUGUAUAUUUUAGGGUAUAUACCCUUACAUUAUUUUCCUAAGUGAUAAAAGACAAAUGCCAGUUUUGUAGCUAUUUUAAGCCGUUUCGUACCAAAUAGGCAUUUUAUGUAGUUUAUAAUUAGUAAUAACUGAUGUUUUAUAGUCUCGUUACCUAUUGCGGUUUCGUCGUUCAUUGAUCAUUGUAAAUUAAACUUAAUAUUAAAUACUUAAUUAGUGUUGU